Parnassius apollo (apollo) is the source of this 924-nucleotide messenger RNA. Lineage: Eukaryota; Metazoa; Arthropoda; Insecta; Lepidoptera; Papilionidae. The record is from the annotation of a GenBank genome assembly.
AUGAGAGGGAAAUGUGAGCCACCAAAUAAGACUAAAAAAUCCACUAUAGAUACCGUUGACAGGUUCAUCAAAAAUUUACCAGCUGUACCUUCGCACUAUUGUCGUCAAGACUCAAGCAAAGUUUACCUUCCCCAAGAAUACAAAAAUAUCACCAACUUGUAUAAACUUUAUAAGCAGCAUUACGUGAGCCAGGGUGUGGACGUAGAUGAGAGCAAUGGUAAGCGUGGCGCUAACAAGAUUGCAUCAAUAUUACACAAAUAUAUUCAAUCGGUAGAUACCAGAGGAAACGUCACUCGAUUACUUCUGUAUUGUGACUGUUGUCCGGGCCAAAACCGCAACCGUACCGUGUUGGCAAUGUUGCAUUCAUCAUUACCAGAGUGUAAAAAUAUCGACACUAUUCAAAUAAAGUUUCUCUUUACUGGACACACUUACAUGCCCGUAGAUACAGUGCAUGCUAUUAUUGAAAACAGAUUAAAGAAUACAACUGUUUACGCAUCAUCACAAUGGUUUACAGUUUUUGCAACUGCUAGACAAGAACCAGCGCCUUUCGAUGUAGAAGAUUUUUAUAGAUGGGAUAGUAUUAGUGACAAAUAUUAUAAAGGCAACUUAACUGGAAAAAUAAGCAAGAUCCGAAUUAUGACUUUCAGAAAAGACAAGCAAAGCAUUAAAUAUAAAACAUCUAUGAAUCCUACUGCGGCUUCCUUUGAUAAUGAAGUUCACUCUAAAACCAAAGUAUCUCUUUUACCUUGUUAUCGAUCGCAACUUCCCAUAUCAAAAGCUAAAUAUAUCGAUUUAGUCAAACUUUGCGUGGACAAAGUUAUUCCUAAUUGCUUCAAACAUGAAUUUGUGAACAUUCCACGCGCAACAAAUGUUAAAGAUUGUCUAACCGAAUCAGACAUUGAAGAUUGUGAUAUUAAUAUUUAG